CCAAGGGACAAAGAAUUUGACCCGCUGUGUUGAUUUUGGUUAAAACUGGUUCACGUGGUGCUUAAGAGACGUUGGCUGGGGGGCGAGAAGUGGACGUCAGCGAAGGCUUUUUGGUUACAAAAUGAGGGCUUCUUUGGAGCCAGCAGACAUUGCCAUUGUGGCCCUGUACUUCGUGCUUGUAAUGUGCAUAGGUUUCUUUGCCAUGUGGAAAAACAAUCGGAGCACCGUGAGUGGCUACUUUUUGGCAGGGCGUUCUAUGACCUGGGUAGCUAUCGGGGCCUCGUUGUUUGUGAGCAAUAUUGGAAGUGAACAUUUCAUUGGGCUCGCAGGAUCUGGAGCGGCGAGCGGAUUCGCCGUAGGCGCGUGGGAGUUCAACGCCUUAAUGCUUUUGCAGCUUUUGGGAUGGGUCUUCGUGCCAGUCUACAUCCGGUCGGGAGUGUACACCAUGCCCGAAUACUUGUCCAAGCGGUUCGGAGGGCAUAGGAUUCAAAUCUAUUUUGCAGCGUUGUCUCUACUUCUUUAUAUCUUCACCAAACUCUCGGUUGACUUGUAUUCAGGGGCGCUUUUUAUCCAAGAGUCCCUAGGGUGGAACCUCUACCUGUCGGUGAUCCUGCUGAUCGGAAUGACGGCGCUGCUGACUGUGACCGGAGGGCUGGUGGCCGUCAUCUACACGGACACCCUCCAAGCGCUGCUUAUGAUCAUCGGGGCCCUCACACUCAUGAUCAUAAGCCUCAUGGAGGUCGGUGGGUUUGAAGAAGUGAAAAGGAGGUACAUGUUGGCGUCACCAAACAUCACCUCCAUCCUCCUAACCUACAACAUCUCCAACACCAACUCCUGCAACGUCAGCCCAAAGCCCGACUCCCUCAAAAUGCUGCGCGAGCCGACGGACGAAGACAUUCCCUGGCCUGGAUUUCUGCUGGGACAGACCCCGGCCUCAGUGUGGUACUGGUGCGCCGACCAAGUCAUAGUGCAGAGAGUUCUGGCUGCCAAAAACAUCGCCCACGCCAAAGGCUCCACCCUCAUGGCCGGCUUCUUGAAGCUGCUGCCCAUGUUCAUCAUCGUGGUGCCGGGGAUGAUCUCCCGCAUCCUGUUUGUGGACGACAUCGCCUGCAUCAACCCCGAGCACUGCUUCCAGGUGUGCGGGAGCAGGGCCGGCUGCUCCAACAUCGCCUACCCGCGCCUGGUGAUGAACCUGGUGCCCGUGGGGCUGCGCGGGCUCAUGAUGGCCGUGAUGAUCGCCGCCCUGAUGAGCGACCUGGACUCCAUCUUCAACAGCGCCAGCACCAUCUUCACGCUCGACGUCUACAAGCUCAUCCGGAAGAGCGCGACCUCCCGGGAGCUCAUGAUCGUGGGCAGGGUCUUCGUGGCCUUCAUGGUGGUGAUCAGCAUCGCCUGGGUGCCCAUCAUCGUGGAGAUGCAGGGCGGGCAGAUGUACCUGUACAUCCAGGAGGUGGCGGAUUACCUGACCCCGCCGGUGGCCGCCCUGUUCCUCAUGGCCAUCUUCUGGAAGCGUUGCAACGAGCAGGGCGCUUUCUACGGCGGCAUGGCCGGGUUCGUCCUGGGCGCCAUCCGGCUGAUCCUGGCCUUCUUCUACCGCGCUCCCGAGUGCGACCAGCCGGACAGCAGGCCCGGCUUCAUCAAGAACAUCCAUUACAUGUACGUGGCCACGGCCCUGUUCUGGAUCACCGGGGCCGUGACGGUCGUGGUGAGCCUGCUCACGCCGCCGCCCACCAAGGAGCAGGUGAGGACCACCACCUUCUGGGCCCUGUGGAAGCGCGGCGCGCCGGAGAGCGCCGGCAAGGGGGAGCUGUACCAGGCGCAGGAGAAGAGCAUCCUCAAGUGCAACGAGAACGCCAACCACAUCAUUCCCAACGGGAAGUCGGAGGAGAACAUUAAAAACGUGAAGCCGGAGGACAUCAACCUCCUGGUGACGUGCAGGGAUGACAGCAACCCGGUGAUCUCGGUGAGCCACUCCGAGGUGGAGACGCCCGUGGAUUGUUAUUCCAACGGACAGGCGGCCCUGAUGGGGGAGAAAAAGCACGAGGAGGAGGAGGGGACUGACAACAGGGCGAGACAUUUGAAAUUCAUAGAUUGGUUCUGUGGCUUUAAAAGUAAAAACGUAAACAAGAGAGUGGUUCGGGAGGUCGAGGAGGAGACUGUUUGUUUACAAAUGCUGGAAGAGACUCCAAAAGUUAAACUAUUACUAAAUACUGGACUGGUCUGUGUCUGUUCGCUUGGAAUCUUCAUGUUUGUCUACUUCUCUUUGUGAGUGAAUAGUGAACUUUUAAGGGUAUGGCUUAAACAUACAGAAGUUGAUACAGGUCUCUGGAGAUUUUUGGUUUUUCCUUUCUUUUCUUUUCAAACAACAUAACCACAACCCAGGCAUUGUUUACGCUAUAAUUGUAAGAUCAACUCAGCUUUAGCCUAUUUUGAGACCAUUUGAGAUGUGUUGUCCUCCCUCUGCUGAAAGCAGAACCUGUCCUGUGGUGGCUUUUUCGUUUUUCCCUUUUGUGUUGUUUCUUUUUUUUUUGUUUUUUCCAUUUGCAGCACUAACCUUUUGUUUUUCUGUGUAUAAAUAUACCAAAGGCAGGCAGGUGGCUGUGUUUGAAGUCAGGCAGUUACAGCUCAGUCAGCAUUAAGUGAAGAUAACAGGUAAUCAGUUACCAGUGUGUAAAAUCUGAGUGAUUAAAGCUGUGUCAAAAGAUUUUUAGAUGCAGAGCUGUGAUGCACAUUUAUAAAAACACUGUAUUACCUUGGCCAACUUAGCACUUCUUAAUUGCACUCACUGCUUUCUUUUCUUUUUUCAGUUUCUCAUUUUUCUUCUGGCAACAACAGGAAGCUGUUUUGUCUCAUUUUACAGCACUUAAAACAUGAUAGCUCUUAGCAGCUUUCUGCCUUUUUUUUUUAUUCUUUGUAAGGAAAUUUUGUCUUUUCAUUUUUAUCCACUGUAAAUUCCACUGCUGAAAAGUUUCUG
This is a messenger RNA of Lonchura striata (white-rumped munia), 2974 nucleotides long. RefSeq names its product solute carrier family 5 member 3 (gene SLC5A3). NCBI's taxonomy places the organism in Eukaryota, Metazoa, Chordata, Aves, Passeriformes, Estrildidae. Gene Ontology annotation, biological process: myo-inositol transport; transmembrane transport; inositol metabolic process. Gene Ontology annotation, cellular component: plasma membrane. Gene Ontology annotation, molecular function: D-glucose:sodium symporter activity. The record is from RefSeq and is a predicted model, not a curated record.